Messenger RNA from Rhododendron vialii, 1226 nucleotides. RefSeq names its product probable inactive nicotinamidase At3g16190. Lineage: Eukaryota; Viridiplantae; Streptophyta; Magnoliopsida; Ericales; Ericaceae. The transcript is spliced from 6 exons. The coding region runs from base 371 to 985 and encodes 204 amino acids. The record is from RefSeq and is a predicted model, not a curated record.
GACAAAGAGAAAGGGUGUUCAGAUCUUUGCCGUCGGAUACGCUCCGAGCGCCACAUGUCCCAUACUCUAUUUGCACCCAAAAACUUUUCAAGGGUGGAGACGUUCUUACCUCUUUUAUUUAUCCAAUUAAAAUAAUAGAAGUACUUUUUAAAAAAAUUUAAAUGACGGAAAAUUUUGUUUCUUUUCUGUUCUUUUCUUUUCUCGUCGUUUCCCACCAUCCACUGGAAAUCGUUUAAACAAAAUUGACCUCUACUUCCCAUCUGUGGACGAUUCCAACUUCUCACUGUCCACCUUCGUGGUUUUGAUUUUAUUCACAGAAGCCACGAAAAUCGACAAAAACCCAAAAACAGAGCUCUAUCUGUGUCCAGCAAUGGCUUCUUCUUCUUCUUCUUUUGAUUCCGAUACCCGAUGGAAGAACACUGCCCUUCUCGUCAUAGACAUGCAGAAUGAUUUCAUAUUACCAGAUGGUUUGAUGCGUGUAGAUGGUGGCCAAGCUAUUGUACCUAACGUCAUAAAGGCAGUUGAAGUUGCUCGACGGCGUGGUAUCCUCGUAAUUUGGGUCGUUCGUGAGCAUGACCCACUUGGAAGAGAUGUUGAGCUCUUCCGUCAGCAUUUGUACUCCAGUGAGAAAGCAGGGCCAACCUCUAAGGGAAGCCUUGGUGCUGAACUUGUUGACGGCCUUGUGAUCAAGGAAGGGGACUAUAAGGUGGUGAAGACACGCUUUAGUGCAUUCUUUGCUACGCACCUUAAUUCUUUUUUGAAGACAGCUGGGAUAAACAGUUUAGUUGUCGUCGGUGUUCAAACUCCAAACUGCAUCAGACAGACUGUCUUUGAUGCCGUAGCAUUGGAUUAUAAAUAUGUUGCAGUUAUUGUUGAUGGCACGGCUGCUGCCACACCCGACAUACAUUUUGCAAAUAUUUUUGACAUGAAAAAUAUUGGAGUUGCAACCCCAACGUUACAGGAAUGGGGCGAGUCGGAUGCUUGAUAUACUCAAUCGAAUCAGGGGAAAGAUAGAGAGGGGGAGAGAGGAGAUGCUUUGCUUGAUUUCGGUGUGAACAAGCGCGAGAAUGGCUAGCUCUGUUGUGAUUGGAAAAAGGAAAAACUGCUUUUGUUUCUGUUAUUCGCAGUCUGUUAUGUGCUUCUGUUCUCAAUGUAUCAAUGACUUCUGUGUAAACAUUCCAAAUGGGAUAGUAAAAAAGGACCAUUGAUGUCGCACUUAAUCAAAA